Diaporthe amygdali is the source of this 732-nucleotide messenger RNA. RefSeq lists its product as uncharacterized. The transcript has 4 exons. Lineage: Eukaryota; Fungi; Ascomycota; Sordariomycetes; Diaporthales; Diaporthaceae. Bases 1 to 732 code for a protein of 243 amino acids. The record is from RefSeq and is a predicted model, not a curated record.
AUGAUGACACGUAAUGCCUUCGCACAAAUUUUCGGGUUUAGAGACUACCGAGGAGGAAAAGACUACAAGAUGGCUGCGUCAAGAGCACUCGUAACACAAUUGAGGCGAUUCACAUCAUGUGAUAUUGGUGAUGCUCUAGUGAAGCUGAAAUACCCCCAGGGUGGGUUUCUCGAUGGCCUCAGGAUGUUCUCGCCCGGCACACCUGCCAAGUCCGUUGGGACAGUUGUGACCGUGAAGAUGGUCGAGGCGAGUGAUACAAACGCACCGAAGCCUGAGCGGCACUUUGCCGAUUGCAACGAGCCUGGGUCUAUAAUGUAUAUUCAACAGCCAAAGGGUCUGUCAUCGGCAUGCUGGGGAGGGCUCAUGUCCACGAGGGCAAAAUAUCUCGGUGCUGAAGCUGUUGUGAUUGAUGGUCGUUUCAGAGAUCUGGAGGAGCAUAGAGAGCUUCAGUUUCCACUAUUCGCGCGAGACUCGUCCAUUCUCGGCUCAAACACAUUCACAAGAGCGUCCGAGAUCAACGUACCUGUUCAGUUUAAGGGAGAUUUUUGGAUACAUCCCGGAGAUAUUGUCGUUGCCGACAUCGACGGGGUGGUAGUAACGCCUCCUUCGUUGGUAGAGCAGGUUGUCGCCUUGUGCCAAGAACGGGCUGAGAUUGAUGACCAAAUGUUCAAAGGUUUGCGCAAAGGAGGCAUGAUGGGUGACCUAAUCAAAACCUUACGCAAAGGUUCUUGA